Messenger RNA from Penicillium verrucosum, 738 nucleotides. RefSeq names its product aminotransferase class IV. NCBI's taxonomy places the organism in Eukaryota, Fungi, Ascomycota, Eurotiomycetes, Eurotiales, Aspergillaceae. The transcript has 2 exons. The coding region runs from base 1 to 738 and encodes 245 amino acids. Gene Ontology annotation, molecular function: catalytic activity. The record is from RefSeq and is a predicted model, not a curated record. Gene Ontology annotation, biological process: carboxylic acid metabolic process.
AUGGCUACAAUGGAAAAGAUCUUUGCCACCUAUCAGGAGCGUCGGAAUUCUUGUAACAAACACUUACCCCUUUACAAAAGGUGUCGCUUGGGUGGAGGAGAACUUACCCCCCUCCACGAGGCCCGUAUCCCAAUCCUUGGCCAAGCCUUUAUACAAAGCGAUUUGACAUACGGUGUUCCCUCCGUCUGGGAUGGUCCCUUUUUCCGCCUCGAUGACCACAUCACCCAAUUGGAAAUCAGCUGCACUAAGCUACGCAUGAAGCUCCCCCUUCCGCCCAACAAAAUGAAGCAGAUUUUGGUCGGGAUGGUGGCAAGGAGUGGCAUUCGUGACGCCCCGUUGGUGGAAGCGCGAUUAUCGCACGAACUGUCCGCCGCGUUACCACCUGGCUGCAUCGACGCCACUGUCAAGAAUCUACAAUGGGGUGACCUGUUGCAUGGUCUCUUCGAGGCUUCUGAUCGCGGCGCCGAAUAUCCCUUCCUGGCCGACGGUGACACCAACCUCACCGAGGGUUCGGGCUUCAAUAUUGUUCUUGUGAAGGACAAUGUCUUGUACACUCCAGCUCGUGGAGUGCUUGAAGGUGUUACGCGUAAGAGUGUGAUUGAUGUCCCUCCAGCCAGCGGGUUUGAUAUUAAGGUUGAGUUGGUACCUGUGCAAAAGGUUUAUGAUGCGGACGAGAUCUUUAUGUGCACCACUGCUGGAGGUAUCAUACCCAUCACCAGUCUUGAUGGCAACAUUUGA